Messenger RNA from Cataglyphis hispanica, 2573 nucleotides. RefSeq names its product sodium- and chloride-dependent glycine transporter 1-like. NCBI's taxonomy places the organism in Eukaryota, Metazoa, Arthropoda, Insecta, Hymenoptera, Formicidae. Gene Ontology annotation, cellular component: membrane. The coding region runs from base 91 to 2004 and encodes 637 amino acids. The record is from RefSeq and is a predicted model, not a curated record. Gene Ontology annotation, molecular function: glycine transmembrane transporter activity. Gene Ontology annotation, biological process: sodium ion transmembrane transport. The transcript is spliced from 10 exons.
CGCGUCGACGCCCAGACAGUAGUCAGCGGAAUCUUGGAGGUGAAUCAUAGUGACAACGAGCGAUUCGAAACGGAUUUUAUCACAAUUACCAUGACGGAAUCCCAGAAAACAUUCCAGGUUUCGCUCGGACUUGGCGGCACUUUGGAGGAACAUUCAGAUGAGCCGAAGCGAGGUAGUUGGUCCAACCAGAUCGAAUUUGUUCUAGCCUGCAUCGGAUACGGCGUUGGCAUCGGCAAUGUUUGGCGUUUCCCUCUCUUCAUAUAUCGCAAUGGCGGUGGCGCCUUUUUAAUACCUUUCAUUCUCAUGCUGUUUACAAUGGGUCUACCUAUAUUCUUUCUGGAACUUUGUAUGGGUCAGUACACUAGAUUAGGGCCCAUAAAGGCUUUCAGCCGCAUGGCACCAGCAUUUCAUGGCCUAGGUUAUUGUACGUUGAUUGUCAUUUUCCUAGUGAUGAUAUACUAUAUGAUAAUAGUCGCUUGGAUUUUAUUCUACAUCUUUGCUUCUUUCUCUCCAAAACUCGCCUGGGCGUACUGCGAUAAUGAUUUUAAUUCUAAGGAUUGUUAUAGCGGCCUUGAAGAUAUAACAUGCCAGCAGAGCACUAAUUCAAGCUCUAUAUUUUACAACAAUAGCUGCGUGGCUAUCCACGCUGUCUGCUCGAAGUUUGGUUACUUAAACGGCGGCAAUACCACUCACUGUUUUACAAACGACGACGGGGCAGAAGCCUUCAGUGAUAUAAUGAAGCGGACACUAUCGUCCGAAGAAUAUUUCAGAAACAACGUUCUUGGUUUACACGAUGCCACAUGGGAGAACUUUGGUGGUAUACGAUGGGAAUUGUUCGGAUGUCUCACUUUAGCUUGGACAGUGUGCUUCCUAUGUCUGGUACGCGGCAUCCAGAGCAUCGGCAAAAUUGUCUACUUCACUGCCCUUUUUCCUUACGUUAUCCUCACAAUUCUGCUAAUACGAGGUGUUACGUUAGAGGGCGCCGAUGAAGGCGUUCUCUGGUACAUCAUGCCCAAGUUUUCGACGCUGAAAGACGCCAAGAUGUGGGCGGAUGCCGCCUCUCAAGUCUUUUAUUCGCUCGGUAUCGGCUGCGGAACUUUGGUCACCCUCGCAAGCUAUAGCAACUUCAACAACAAUUGUCACAGGGACGCUAUUUUUGUCACCUUUACGAAUCUACUCACGUCCAUUUUCGCUGGCUUCGUAAUAUUCUCAAUACUCGGAUUCCUGGCCCGGGUGAUGCACAUGCCGAUCGAGAAGGUGGUUCAGGAGGCGGAGGGAUUGGCUUUCAUCGCUUACCCAGAGGCAGUGGUACAGAUGAGAUAUCCGAAUCUCUGGGCCAUUCUGUUCUUCUUCAUGCUCUUCAUACUCGGCCUCGGUAGCCAGUUUGCAGGCAUACAAGCGAUAAACACUGCCAUAUUGGACAAGCGUCCAGAUUUGCGAAAAUAUGAAAGUCUUGUGAUAUUGGGAAUAUGCGUUGCCUGCUGGCUUCUAGCGAUUCCGAUGGUGUUCCGCGGCGGUAUCUACUUGUUCAAACUGAUGGAUUGGCAUACCGCCUCGUGGGCGAUCCUAUUGAUCGGCUUCGCCGAAAUCAUUGUGCCUUCCUGGUUCUAUGGAUGCAACAGAUUCCUGAGUAACCUCGCUGAAAUGAAAAUGAGAUUUAAUCGCUUUAUCUACGGCUAUUGGUGGUUAUGCUGGGUAGUCCUCGCACCUCUCACUUGCCUAGGGAUCUUUGGAUAUCAACUAUAUAAUACCGACUUUCAGGGAAAUUAUGGUUUGUACAAAUUUCCCGCUUGGACGAAAGGAAUUGGAAUUUUGAUCGGAUUGAUAACGUUGAUACCAUUGCCAGGCUUUUUUUAUGUGCAAGUUUGGAAAACCAAGAGUUUGCGGGUCUUAUUUCGACCCUCACCGUUAUGGAAAGCGACCGAGCAGAAUAAUACACCAGUUAAUGACAGUACCAGCACUGCGGUGAUCAAUCCGGCAUAUGUUUCCUCGGAUAAGGCUUGAAUUCUUGUAUAUACACGCGAUGGAGAGAGAGACUCGAAUAAAUUUUGAAAUAUAGAUCGCUUCUUAAUGUGAAGAAUAAUUUCAAAUGCAAAUUUAACGUGCAAAAAAAAAAAAAUUUAUGAAACUGCUGUAAAUAUUUUGUUUUAUUUCAUCAGUUAUGCUUGUUUAUUUUAAUAAUGAAACAUCUAAACAUUGUAAGAGCAUUAUAUUGAAAUUAUUCACAAGUUACAUUAAUCUGAAAAUAAUUUGCUUGUGUUGAAUUUCUUAUUUAAAAUUGUGCAUGUUAAAGGAGCACGCUAUAUGUAUAUCUAGUUUCUGAAGUUCUUGUGGCUCUUUUCUUUAGUUCAACAAAUAGGAAUAAAUAGACAUACGAAUGCAAUUUAGUAUUCAUUACGAUUUAUAUAAUGGCAACUAAAGAGAAUAUUUGCAUUAAUAAGUACAAUAGGGGAAUGAAGUUGUUGAGAAAGAAAAUAACUUAUUCCAUUCUAGGAAUAUAUUUACUUAAGAAUAAAAAUUCUGAAAUAUAGAUCGUUUCUGUUAUAUCAGAAUAACGUAAAACAAAAAUACUG